GGGAAAAAAACGUUAUUAAAUUGUUGCCAUCAGCAAAGUUACAGUCACGAACGCUCUAGAAAACAUGAAAACAGCCUAACCAGUUUUGCUAGGGUGAGUAAAAUGGUCAGAUUGAGGCGUUCUCUCGUUCAUGUCUGGAAGUAGCUAGCAAGCUAGCCAACUUUAGCCUAUUAGCUUGGGUGCUUGACUGCCAUUGUGAGGUCAGAACACUCGGAUCAACCCUACUCCUUGGCCAGAGCGUCCAGUGUGCGCUUUGAACACCCCUCCCCUCAAGAGCGAAACAAACGUCCAGAGCACACUGAGCGUCCUCUGGCACUCCAGAUUGAAUUUACAAACGCACUGACAGUUUGAGUUGCGCAGGUCUGGGCAUGGUACUUGAUUUGAGGCGUCAGAAGUGGCUUCCACCCCUGCCUGAAGCACUCUUCCCAUCUACUGUACAUGUCUACAUGAGUGUUGUCAGAACGUAAUUACUCUCUCAUGACCUCAUACAUCUAUUUAUGAAGUAGGCUACAUGACUUCAACACUGACACAUGUUUCCUGUACAGCCACAGUCUCUCUCUAACACCUUCAACAUGGGCAGCCAAAGAAAAGACAGCUUCCUCUGGGGAAAAUCUUCCACAAUGCUUAGCUCAAUGGAGAGGCAGGAGAUAGACACCACGAAGUUUCAUAAGAAUGACCUAUUAGAUGACAUUCAGAAGCUGAGGUUGGAGAUUGACAGCGUCAUGACAGAAAUCCACAACAUUGAGACGGACGAGGAGAACAAAAAUGUUGUGAGAAACAAGAGGUUCUUAAGUGGGAAAAAGAAAUUCAACAUGGACCCUAAAAAGGGUAUUCAGUACCUGGUUGACAAUGACCUGUUGGAGUGGACAGCAGAGGCAGUGGCCGAGUUCCUAUACAAAGAGGAAGGACUGAACAAGACAGCCAUUGGGAACUUUUUAGGAGAGAGGGAGGAAAUGCACCUUCAAACUCUGAAAGCCUUUGUAGAACUACACGAGUUCUCCGACCUGAAUCUGGUGCAGGCACUGAGGCAGUUCCUGUGGAGUUUCCGUCUCCCUGGAGAAGCCCAGAAGAUUGAUAGGAUGAUGGAGGCGUUCGCUACACGCUACUGUGACUGUAAUGCAGGGGUCUUCCAGUCAACAGACACCUGCUACAUCCUGUCCUUUGCCGUCAUCAUGCUGAACACCAGUCUCCAUAACCCCAAUGUGAAGGACAAGCCCAAUCUGGAGCGCUUCUUCAGUAUGAACAGAGGCAUCAACAAUGGGGGUGACCUGCCCAACGACCUGCUCAUGAAACUCUAUGAGAGCAUUCGGAACGAGCCGUUCAAAAUUCCAGAGGAUGAUGGGAACGACCUCACACACACCUUCUUCAACCCGGACAGAGAGGGUUGGCUGCUCAAAAUGGGAGGAAGGGUGAAAACAUGGAAGAGGCGGUGGUUUAUUUUGACAGACAGCUGUCUGUACUACUUUGAGUAUACCACAGAUAAAGACCCCAUAGGGAUCAUUCCCCUUGAGAACCUCUGUGUAAGAGAGAUAGAAGACUCUACCAAACAGUACUGUCUAGAGAUCUACAACCCCAGAGAGCAGAAGAUCAAGGCGUGCAAGACAGAGAAUGGAGGCAGGGUGGUGGAGGGGAAACACCAGUCCUACAGGAUGAGUGCAGCCACAGCAGAUGAGAGAGAUGACUGGAUAGGCUCCAUCAGAGCAAGUAUCACCAAGGAUCCCUUCUAUGACCUGGUGUCAUUGCGCAAGAGGAAAGUCAUCAACAACAAUGCUUCACAGGACUGAGACAUUAGACAUGAUAUAAAGCUUCAUGGGAAUUGAGCCCGGUAAUGAUCUGUAGAGGUCCCUCUCCGUAGCAGAAAUGCUUGGAAAUGAUAGACUGGUUCAAGUAACUAAACAUGGCGCUUAACGUUACAGUGCUGUACAGUACAGCAUUAGUGCAAUACUGUAACUCUGAAUGAAAAAAGAUCAUUGUGACCUGUGUGUGGUUUGAAGCUGUCAAACCAGAAACUCCCCAUACCUCUUACUGUAAGUCUAAUUUUAUGGUUGAAGUUAGAGUCACUCAGUCUGUUCAAUUACUAAUAGAAAGUGAUUUCUGUUAAUAUUUCUUAGAAAUAAGAAUUUGAACGUACGUGGGAGAGAGUUGCAAACCAAAAUAAGUGUGUAGCACUGUAAGAAUAAUGCAUCAUUCUAUAAGGACAGAUUUGAACAUGUAAUGUAUAAUGCAAAGUUACUAAAAUGUAGUUGUAUAUGGUUAUAGUUGAUUCUGUAGCAUAAGCAUAGAACAAAGGAACUAUCAGGUAAGCGUUACGGAAAUGCUCCACCUUUUCACCUUGCACCAGGCUCAGCGAUUUCAGUUCCUAGUAAGCCUCUGUACUACUAGUCUUUUCCUCUCCCAAGCCUAUAGAAUUCCUGUUACGUGGACACAAAACUUCAACACUGAUUCAGUGUUGCGAGGUUCUUCCAUUGCCUUAGAGGCAUUGUGUAAAUAUUUUUGGAAAUAUGUAUUUUUCAACUCAUAACAUAUGUAUUUUGUAAAUACUGUAUUAUAAUAGAAAGUUAUUUUGCACAUUGCCUGUGAUAAUACACACGUCUGUAUACAUGCCUUAAUAAUGUUGAAUAAAUAAUACAUGCUUAUUUUAUUAUAAA
Oncorhynchus masou masou (cherry salmon) is the source of this 2648-nucleotide messenger RNA. Its product is annotated as cytohesin-1-like. Bases 531 to 1784 code for a protein of 417 amino acids. Gene Ontology annotation, biological process: regulation of ARF protein signal transduction. The transcript has 14 exons. NCBI's taxonomy places the organism in Eukaryota, Metazoa, Chordata, Actinopteri, Salmoniformes, Salmonidae. Gene Ontology annotation, molecular function: guanyl-nucleotide exchange factor activity. The record is from RefSeq and is a predicted model, not a curated record.